This is a messenger RNA of Gastrolobium bilobum, 912 nucleotides long. RefSeq lists its product as uncharacterized. The record is from RefSeq and is a predicted model, not a curated record. Bases 271 to 753 code for a protein of 160 amino acids. NCBI's taxonomy places the organism in Eukaryota, Viridiplantae, Streptophyta, Magnoliopsida, Fabales, Fabaceae. The transcript has a single exon.
UUGGUUUUGCCUUUUACUGUGAUUAGGCAUGUAUGGCCCAGCUCACCUAUGAGUGAUGAAGAUCUUUCUUGAAAAUUUGAGUUGAGCAGAGAGAGCAUAAACCUCAUUCUUAAUUUGUAGUGAAAAAGAAAGUGUAGCUUUGUGCAGUAGGUGAACUAAAACCCUUCCCAAAACAACCACCUUGUCCAAGUCCACCCUAAAAACCUAACCCAAAGUCACACAUCAUUCCCAUCUUUCUAAUAUUUGAACAAAGUGCUGAUUAGCCAAGUCAUGGAUACAGAAGAUUUCAGCUUUCCCAGAAUUAGUGACACAUGUGCAUAUAGCAUUGAUUCACCUCCUCUGUGGAAUCUAUCACCAGAAGGCUCUUCUAAUCCCUACCAAGUCCUCAGAGAAGGAAACAAAGGAGAUGAAAAAGAUUGCUUUGAAGCAAAACUGGUCUCUGAGGGCCAAAGGAAGAGCUUUUCAUGUGUCCAAAAUGGAAAGAAAAUAAUGGGAGAAGAUGAUGAAGAGGCCCCAAUGGACUUGCUGUGGGAGGGUUUCAAUGAGGAGUUGUCUUCAACAACAGGAUUUGAUACCUCUUGUUCAAGGGAAUUGGUUGAAUUCAGAUGUGCUACAUCCUUAAAAGUAGCCAAAACAAAAGGUGCACUUGUUCAAACUAAAAAUAAACCUGCUAUGGUGGUGAUUGUGAAGGUCUUAAAGAAGCUAUUUUCCCUCAACAAUUCUCAAGGUAAACCCAGAAAGAGAGUGCUCUAGUUCUAUAUGGCUUUUGGGUUAGAUAGAUUCUUCUCUUUUCUUUAAGAAGAAAAUUGUUGGGUUAAUUAGAAGUCUUGAACUGUUUUUAUACUAUGAGGAGGUCAGUGGGCUAAUUCUGCCUCUCCCAAUUUAAUUUGUAUAUGUAAAAGUAAAUAUAAA